AUGGUUUCCGUUGGAUAUCCCAAGGAAAUGACUCGGGGAAGCCCUCAUGGUCCACAGGCUCUCAGGCUCAGCCCGGAUGGCCAAGAUUUCGUGCACACCUGGCUCGCAUGUGGCAAGUUUGCUUCAAGCAUGCCCUCUUCCUCGAACACGGCCAUCCGCAGCUACAAAAAUGUCCUCAGAUUCGACCCUGCCAACAUCACAGCGCUUCACGGUCUCGCCACAGCUGCCCUGUCAAAGAAAGAUCACCGUGAGAUUUUCGAAACAACAGAGAUACUCAACUCUGCAUUGACCAGUUUCUUCCACAUUGGAAAAGAGGUUAGCAUAUGGUUUGAUCUGGCCAGUUGCUAUUUGGAGCUGGCCGACUACGAUACCGCCAACCGCGUUCUGGUGAACACUUUGAAGACGGCAGGCUCGUGUCCGUCAAUAUGGCUGCUUUAUUCCAGACUACUUUCAAGAACAAACAUGAUUAAUGACUCCCUCGACGCUUAUCAGCGCACCAUUAGACUCGCAUCCGCCUCCUCAAGAAACAUCAACAUACUUAGAAUCGCACACACAGAGAUUGCUGCUCUGUUCAUGACACAGAACAACACCCGAGCUUGCAUCCAGGAAUUGGUAGCAGCCAUCUCUUUGCCUCCCCCUGCCCCAGACAAACUCAAAGAAUAUUCGUGCACCUGGGGACUGCUGGCCCUCGCACACAGAGAGGCUGGCGACCUUCCAGCGGCACUUUCAGCCUGUGUGAGUGGGCUGGACGUUGUGGGCCAGAACAUGGUGUUGCGUCUUUUGCAAUCGCACUUGCUUCUCACGUCCGAAAACCCACGAGAACACCUUCCUGCGGUCAUCUUCACACUGCACAGAGUCAUCGAGACCCAGGAACGCAACGCCAUCACUUGCUUCUUGUCCUACUACUUGCUUGCUCGCUCCUAUUUUUUGCAAGACAAUCCGUCAGAGGCCUACAAAUACUUCCGCGAGGCUCUCAAUUGCGAGCCCAAGUCGCCGUUGCUAUGGCUGUCGAUGGGUCACCUGUACCUGCACCUUAACCAGCUGAACGACUCGAUGGAGGCGUAUUCGCAGGUUAUCAAGUUUGAAGCCGCAGACCCACAGAUAACCACCGCCAUGGCGUGGGAAGGCCUGAAACACAUUUACGAGCGCUGCGAGGACCAAUCACAAGACGCAAUCGACGCGUGUAUGAGGGCCUCUGCGUGCUACAGAUCCUGUGAUCGACCAGACUUAGCCGCUCAAAUGGACUCCCACGCUGCAAACCUGAAAUCUGGCAAAAGAAACUCGCUCACUGAAAUUUCAGACGUCCCACAAUGGCUUGUGGGUCAAUUUCUGUGGGAACAGUGCUACGAAAAAUUCCAGCUUUACUCAUCCCCGUUGGAGUUUGUGAUUCCGCCUGGCCCAGACCCUCGCGCCAACCAUGCCAACAGCACCAGCCCACCAAGACUGGGACACUCGCCCACCCAAAGUCCACAUUCGCCUCUGUCAACCCUAAUCCCCCACAAAUAUUACGAGCCUCAGAUGAUGCCUGUAAUGAAUACAAUGGUUCCUUCGCAUCCGCAUCAAAGUCCCCCAUUUUAUGUGGGCCAGCAGCCACCUGUUCAGCAGUUCCAUUCUUCCAAGUUUCAGCCUCCAUUCAUGACUCCAGUUUACCCAUAUCCACAAAUCGUUACCGGACCUCUGCAGGCCCCCAUGCAUGUGGCCGAAAUGAAUUUCAAUUAG
Ogataea philodendri is the source of this 1719-nucleotide messenger RNA. RefSeq lists its product as uncharacterized. The record is from RefSeq and is a predicted model, not a curated record. The transcript has a single exon. Gene Ontology annotation, molecular function: protein binding. The coding region runs from base 1 to 1719 and encodes 572 amino acids. NCBI's taxonomy places the organism in Eukaryota, Fungi, Ascomycota, Pichiomycetes, Pichiales, Pichiaceae.